This is a messenger RNA of Solanum tuberosum (potato), 2277 nucleotides long. RefSeq lists its product as uncharacterized. NCBI's taxonomy places the organism in Eukaryota, Viridiplantae, Streptophyta, Magnoliopsida, Solanales, Solanaceae. The transcript has 7 exons. Bases 42 to 2165 code for a protein of 707 amino acids. The record is from RefSeq and is a predicted model, not a curated record.
UGUGCUGCAGUGAUUCGAGGCUUACUUACACUAAAGCAUUCAUGUUAUCAUUGUCUAACCUGCAUAUUUGUAAAGACUUGCCCGAAGAUUUUGAUCCAUCAGCUUUACGAGAUUCAAGGCUUACGUACACUAAGGAAUUCAUGUUAUCAUUGUCUAACCUGCAAAUUUGUAAAGACUUACCCAAAGAUUUUGAUCCAUCAGCUUUACGAUGUUCAAGGCUUACGUACACUAAAACAUUCAUGUUAUCAUUGUCUAACCUGCAAAUUUGUGAAGACUUUCCCAAAGAUUUUGAUCCAUCCAUUUUACGCGAACUUGAUGGUUUAUCUGAGUGUAAGCUGGGAAUGCAACAAACAUCUGCAAUCCUACCCCCAUAUACUUCAAACAAUUAUUACAUUGGCUCAUCACCUGUUCUUAGAUGUGAUUUGGUUGCCGAUUCUCAAUUAUGCUGUGGGAGAUGGGAAAAACAAGUUUCACAGGGAUGCUGUGAUUCAGAUUCCAGGGCGCAGAAUGAUUAUUCUGGGAUUUUGGGAUCAUUUCUUAGUAAGAGCAAGAACCCUUAUCGUCCACCACAGUAUUACAAGGUUGGCGGUUCCAAUUCAUAUGCUAGCCAUUCAUCUAAAGGAACAAAGUCUCUGACUAACACGGCCUGUACUUCUCAAGAGGAUGUACAAUCAAAAAAUGAUACUUUUCAAGAUGAUGUAGUUGGGGAUAAAAGUACUCAUUGGAGCAAGCAGAUUGCAAACUUAUCUGAAGCCCAAAAACCUGUCAACAAGUUUGUGGAUGAGGAGAAGUCACAUUGCAAAACACCUGGUUCUAUUAAUGGUGCCAUUACUACUCAGCAAGAACAACUUCUUGAUUCUGAAGCUAAAGCAUCAAUUGCGAUUAUUAAUCUGGAAGAAUUUGAAACAAGACAAUUUGGAGAGACACUAGAGAAGGAAGUAUCACUGCAACAUACUGACUUUCCUGGCAUUGAAACAAGAUGCUUGAAGGGGCCAUGUACUGGUAGAAUGGAGAAUGGUAUUCAUACAGCCAACAUUUUAGCAGCAGAAAGCCAUGAAAAUCUUAAACUGAAUUGGGAGUCCAAGGAAGAUUUUGAAACUGAAAUCAGCAAUGAGUUGCUCUUAGGAGAAGCAUUCUUUCCUUCACAGAAAAAUUUGUAUGAGAGGAUAUCUAAAACCAACGAAUUACAGCCCAAUGAAUUCUUCUUAGCAUCAGUUCUCAGCGAUUGUGGAGCUUUUGGGACAGAUGGUGAAGGCAUCGCAGAUUCUAUCUUUGAUUGUGAGCUUGAGUUGGAUGAGAUCGAGGAGAGUGAAUCUCCUUUUGAUGAUUUUUGGACUGAAAUAUUGGAUGUUAUUCAUUUGGAGCAAGAAUCUAGGGACAGUUACUCAGCUGAUACAGUUAACAUAACUGAAUCUGAAGUUCCACUACAUAUACCGGAUGAAGAUGAAUUGAUUUUGCUCAAUUAUCAGGAAGAGCCAAAAGAUCCCAAAAUCCCUAAUGUGGACACUUCUAUUGAUUUAGAUUUUGUGGAUGAUGAAAUCAAUUUGCCUGAUGAGGACAGUUUGAUUUCUGUUGACCAUCUUUUGUCCCUCUCAAACCAUUGCUCAGAGGUAACUUUUGUUGGUAGAACUGAUAGAUUGAAGCCUAAUUUCACUUCUGACAGUACUGGACACCCAGAAGUUGCUCAUUGUUAUGAGAAAUCCUUUCUACCUGGUCGGAAAGUUUCGAGCUCUGCAACUCACCGAAAACCAUAUCCCCAUCAGAUCUCUUCUCAGACCCCGUGUAUCCAUGUUAAUCCAGAAAUUCCAACUUUUCAUCCAUUGGAUCUUUAUUUUACUUGCAGUAAUUUCAAGAAUAUAAGAGAAGAAAAACUUGUUCAUUAUUACCCUCCUGCAAUAUAUUUUUACCCUUGGUCUAACAUUCAUCACGAGUCUUCCAUGAAAACCGCACCUGCCAUGGAAAAGAAAUAUGAACAUCUUGAACAGUAUCCAAUGUUAUAUCAGCCAGAUAAUUCUCUUCAGCAAAUGGAAUUGCUACGUGAAUCACAAACAGAUCCUAUUGAGCAAGUCGUUUAUGAUGUUGUACAACAAUGGGAUGCCAUGCAACAAUUGCCUGAGACUUAUCAUCAACAAUUAUACUACCCCGGAUUUGGAUUUCCAAUAUGAAGUGAGGUACCUUUUCCGAUCCUGUUCUCUUACCUCUAAAUUAUACAUAAAUCCCUGUCAUUGGAGAAAGACAGGAACUUGUAUUCAUUUGGUCAUUCUCCAUCCUUUUGGU